AUGAAUACCCAAGCUACGCAGGCUACCCAAGCUACACAACCAACGCAGCAAUCAUCAGAUACUCAAACUCCAGUUGAUCCCAAUCAUCUUUGUAGGUUGAUAUGUACGUUUGGUCCUUAUACACACUUUGAUUUAAAUAUCGCUUCGAAAAGCUUAUGGACUUUUGGAAGAAACGGUGAGUGUGAUAUACCUUUAACUAAUAGUUCCAGAUAUUCCAAUAGACAUUUCAAGUUAUGGUUCAACAAAGAAGGGAAGUCCCUUUGGAUAACAGAUACGUCUACCAAUGGAACUUUCUUGAAUAACAACCGUUUAGUUAAAGGAUCAAAUUAUAUGUUACAUCAAGGUGAUGAAAUAUUCAUAGGUAAAGGAGUUCAAAAAGAUGAAUUGAAGUUUGUGAUUUUGUUUUCUGAUUUAUUUAAUCCCCAAAAUACCCAGCAGGGUGUCAUCAAAGAUGAAGGAAUCUAUAAAGAUUUUGUUAUUCAUCAUGAAACCAUCGGUCAAGGUGCUUUUGCAACGGUUAAAAAGGUAAUUGAACGUUCUACAGGUGAUGCUUAUGCGGUCAAGAUCAUAAAUAGGCGUAAAGCCAUGAAUACUGGGGGAGGUAUGGUGGAAGUACAGAGAGAAUUAUCAAUCUUAAGAAAACUAGAUCAUCCCAAUAUUGUUAAGUUGAAAUCAUUCUAUGAAGAUAUGGAUAAUUAUUAUUUGGUGAUGGAAUUCGUUCCUGGUGGUGAUCUUAUGGAUUUUGUUACUGCCAUAGGACCAUUGGAAGAAUUGGCAGCACAAGUGGUUACUAAACAAAUUUUAUUAGGAAUUGAUUAUGUUCAUAAAUUGGGUAUAAGUCAUAGAGAUUUGAAACCUGAUAAUAUAUUAAUCAUGCAAGAUGACCCUAUUAACGUCAAAAUUACCGAUUUUGGAUUGGCUAAAAUCAGUGAUAAUUCAACUUUCAUGAAAACCUUCUGUGGAACUUUGGCUUAUGUAGCACCAGAAAUUAUAACCGGAAAGUAUGGUAACCAAUCACAAUCAUCACAACCUUCACAACAAUCUCAAGCUAAACAAAUGUUAUAUGACAAUUCUGUAGAUAUGUGGUCAUUAGGAUGUUUAGUGUAUGUGAUUUUAACAGGACAUUUACCUUUUAAUGGUAAUACCCAACCACAAAUGUUUUCAAAAAUUAAAAGCGGAGAAUAUCAUAAAAGUCCAUUGGUUCAAUAUCAAGUUAGUGAUACUGGGAUGGACUUCAUAGCAAAAUGUUUAACUGUAAAACCUGAAAAUAGAUUAACAGCUGAACAAGCAUUAAAACAUAAAUGGAUUGAUUUCGAGGACAGUUUAUCACAAAUUAGUUUAUCACAAUCCCAAUCUCAACAAUCAAGAAAGAUCGAUGGAAGAAUUGAUAAUGGAAUAGCAAUCACUUCGAUGAAUAAGAUUGAUGAAGGAGAAAUAAUGAGAAGACCAUUAAUGAAAAAGGAAGAAUUCAAAGUACCUAAAAGGAUAAAACCUAGUCAACCUUUGAGUCAAGCUGUCAGUCAACCGAUAAGUCAAUUCAGUCCCUUCAGUCAACCACCGACAAAUUUGAAAAGAAGCAUUGAAGAAGAAUUAAUAGAGAACAAAAAAUUAAAACAAGGAACAUUCGUUAUUUUAAAACCAUCAUUCGAUUCAAUAUUAAAAGAAAAAAUUGUUAUACCUCAGGGCAUCAACCCUUUUGCCAUUGGUAGAAAUGAAACCUGUGACGCUUAUAUAGUUGAUGAUAGGAUGUCUAAGAUUCAUUGUUUGAUAACCAAGAAACGUCAUGCCAUUUUCAAAACAAGUAUUUAUGAGAGUCCAGCAAAAUGUCUUGAUGAUAUUUGGUUAUUGGAUUGCAGUACCAAUUCAUGCUUUGUGAAUGGUCAAGUAAUAGGGAAAAACAAGAAAAUUCAGAUAUUCGAUGGUGAUAAGAUAGAUUUUUUUAAUGACAAAAAAACCAAAGAGAAGCUCAGUUUCAUAAUCGAAAUUGUGGAUCGUACAGGCUUGUUCAAUGAAGGGAUCAAAAAUCUCGAACCUACGAUAAUGAAUCAAGAUGCUAAUGACCUGAAACUCAAACCAGUGCCUGUAGAUUCUAUAUUGGAAUCAGGGAUCGGCUAUGGAGGCUCAUUGAAUAAUGCUUUAAGAUUACAGAGAAAGUCUUUGGAGAACAAUACAACUAAAAGAGCUAAUUUACAAUAG
Messenger RNA from Yamadazyma jaroonii, 2196 nucleotides. The record is from the annotation of a GenBank genome assembly. Lineage: Eukaryota; Fungi; Ascomycota; Pichiomycetes; Serinales; Debaryomycetaceae.